UUCUUGAACACUAUCUUUUUCCCAAGUUUCAAACCUUGUUGGCAUUUUGCAGCUAACUUCUCUAUAUAUACAAGUUGAACGCUCCCAGUCCCAGAAUCUGUAACCAGAUAAAAACUGAACAUAUAAAUUGUCAGUUAAGGAAAGAAUACAUUUCUAUCUCUGUUCUGCGUAUUUGAUACAUACUGUUACUCUGCAGAAUUAAUAAGCAAAUGCAAAAAGCUAUGAACAUGGACUUAUCUCCCAAGUUUCCCCGAACAUUUGCUGAGGGAGAAGGCGGUGGAUACUACAACUGGGCAAGUGCUGACUCUCCGGUGCUCCGAGAGGCCAAAGUUGCUGCCGGUAAGCUUGUUUUGAAGCCUCGGGGUUUCGCUCUUCCCCAUUAUGCGGAUUGCUCCAAAGUCGGUUAUGUUCUUGAAGGUAAUUGUGGAGUAGGAUUGACAUUAGCGGCCGACCUAAAGGAUAAGAUGGCUUUCAUAGGCCUUAAGAAAGGUAACAUAAUACCAGUUCCAUCUGGAUCAGUUUCAUGGUGGUAUAAUUAUGGAAAUUCCGAUGUGGUUAUAGUAUUCCUGGGUGAUGCUACUAAGGCCUAUGUUCCUGGUGAAAUUACCUACUUCUUGUUAGCUGGACCUCAGGGUCACUUGGCAGCUUUCUCUCCUGAAUUCAUAGCAAGAACUUACCAUGUCAGUGUAGAAAAAGCACAAAAGCUUGCCGAUAGCCAAAAGAGCGUUUUAAGCACGAAGCUUGGCCAGGAAGAAGCAGAAGGCAUCCCGAAGCCUUCCGAGGACCUCGUAAACCUUUGGACCCAGAACAUCGAUAGUUCAUCUCCUGAUGUUCAAGUCAAGAAUGGAGGCAAAUCCACCACGCUGACAGGAAUUCAAUUUCCUUUUCUUGGAGAAGUCGGGCUGAAUGUAACUCGCUUAGUACUUGAACCCAAUGCCACUCGAGCACCGGCCUAUGCAUCUGAUGCACAAGUGUUCUACAUUGCAAAAGGAAGUGGUCAAGUACAAAUAGUCGGUCUUCAAGGCAAGCUUUGUUUGAACACCAUAGUUGAGACUGGCCAAAUAUUUGUUGUGCCAAGUUUUUUCAUGGUCACCUUCUCAGCGAAUGGAGAAGGAAUGGAGUCGGUCUCUAUUGUAACAUCUCCACGACGUGUCACCGGCGAAUUAGCCAGUAAAAAUUCGGUUCUGAAUACAAUUCCCUCAAUUCUGCAAGUCAGCCUUAAUCUGACCCCGGAGCUUAAUCAACAUUUCCGGCGGAUGAUAGAAACUGGCACAAUCAUUGCCCCUCCAAUGAACUUGGACCACGCUUAAAGCCGACGAAGAAAGCUAUGGUUAUGUUUUGUGCACUGUCUUUUGUCCUGUAUAUUAAGGACGAUGCAGUGGCUUCGGAAGCAAGUAGUUAAUAUCUCUAUUUCAAUAGAGAAAUAAUGAAGUGUCCUGAUCAGUAUUCUCAUCUGAAGUUAUGAACGUUUCUAUGUUUUAUUAUGGAUAUUCACUAAUGUUAUGACGAGUACAACACGACGAUCCCAUUUGUAAUGUAAUUUAUUUUAUUAAUUGGAUUUUAUCAUAUGUACUAAUAGAGUGAUGAAA
Molecule: messenger RNA, 1589 nt
Organism: Theobroma cacao (cacao)
Lineage: Eukaryota; Viridiplantae; Streptophyta; Magnoliopsida; Malvales; Malvaceae
Source: RefSeq, a predicted model, not a curated record